Siniperca chuatsi (mandarin fish) is the source of this 2341-nucleotide messenger RNA. RefSeq names its product SMAD family member 9 (gene smad9). Gene Ontology annotation, biological process: transforming growth factor beta receptor signaling pathway; cell differentiation; BMP signaling pathway. Lineage: Eukaryota; Metazoa; Chordata; Actinopteri; Centrarchiformes; Sinipercidae. The transcript is spliced from 8 exons. The coding region runs from base 480 to 1886 and encodes 468 amino acids. Gene Ontology annotation, cellular component: heteromeric SMAD protein complex. Gene Ontology annotation, molecular function: I-SMAD binding; DNA-binding transcription factor activity, RNA polymerase II-specific; RNA polymerase II cis-regulatory region sequence-specific DNA binding. The record is from RefSeq and is a predicted model, not a curated record.
GACACAAUCCACACACACACACACACACACACACAAGCCUACAUACAAACAGCACACACCUUCGUUACUGUAGUGUGCUGGCCUGAUCUUCUACAGACAGGGAAGUCUCCACACGCACACAGCUGUCUGCGGUGCACUUGUUACCACAACAGAGAUGAUUGAAACUUGACCUGGAUUUCUGACUGUGUGAGGAAUAACCUUCCCUGCAGGAAGCUUUGAAUCCAGAGCUGCCCGAUCCUGUGCCUACACAGAGAGGAGAUUUAGAGUUUGCGCUGCACUGGCGUGAGUUCAACUCUUCCACCAGCGCUGCUCGGAAGUAACAGCGGAAUACAAAAACCAGCCUCUGUUUACACGGACUCAUCGACUUACCUCUGUCCUGGCUUCUCAUUAUUUGCCUCCUCGCUCCUGUCCUCAAGGGAACUUUAAUCCCUUCUACAGCACCCAUCAGCUCAUCUCGCCACCCAUUUAUCCGUCUCAUAAUGAACUCCUCUACCUCCAUUACGUCCCUAUUCUCCUUCACCAGCCCGGCGGUGAAGCGCCUGCUCGGCUGGAAACAAGGGGAUGAGGAGGAGAAGUGGGCGGAAAAGGCUGUGGACUCUCUUGUGAAGAAACUAAAGAAGACGAAAGGGGCGAUGGAGGAGCUGGAGAGAGCCCUCAGCUGCCCCGGGCAGCCCAGCAAGUGCGUGACGAUUCCUCGGUCGCUGGACGGGAGGUUGCAGGUGUCCCACAGGAAGGGUCUGCCCCAUGUCAUCUACUGCAGGGUGUGGCGCUGGCCUGACCUGCAGUCCCACCACGAGCUGAAAGCCCUGGAGUGCUGCGAGUUUCCCUUCGGCUCCAAGCAGAAGGACAUCUGUGUCAACCCCUACCACUACCGGCGCGUGGAGACUCCAGUGCUGCCGCCAGUUCUGGUCCCACGCCACAGCGAGUUCAACCCUCAACACAGUUUACUGGCAAAGUUCAGGAAUGCCUCCCUGCACAGUGAGCCUCUGAUGCCCCAGAAUGCCACCUUCCCAGACUCCUUCCCUCCGCUGCCCUGCUCCUCCUUCUCCUCCUCCUCCCCUUCUUCCUCCCUCGCCCAGUCUCCCACCUCACAGAGUUACCCCAACUCCCCCAACAGCUCUGCAGAGCCCGGUAGUCCAUAUCACAUCACAGCUGAGACACCCCCACCUCCGUACAGCAUGAUGGAGACAAGCCCUCAAGACGAUGUGAAGUCCAGCAACUCCACAGAAAGCAUCAAACUCACAUUUUCCGCUCCGCACAUAGAUUUACGGCCCGUAUGUUACGAGGAACCAGAGUACUGGUGUUCCGUAGCUUACUACGAGCUCAACAACCGGGUGGGGGAGACUUUCCACGCGUCGUCCCGCAGCGUCUUGGUCGACGGCUUCACAGACCCAUCCAACAACAAGAACCGCUUCUGCCUCGGCCUGCUAUCCAACGUCAACCGCAACUCCACCAUCGAACACACACGCAGGCACAUAGGCAAAGGUUUACACCUGUACUAUGUAGGCGGCGAGGUGUACGCAGAGUGUCUGAGUGACAGCAGUAUCUUCGUCCAGAGCCGCAACUGUAACUUCCAGCAUGGCUUCCACGCCACCACCGUGUGUAAGAUCCCCAGCGGCUGCAGCCUCAAGAUCUUUAACAACCAGCUGUUUGCCCAGCUCCUCGCACAGUCUGUUAACCACGGCUUUGAGGUCGUCUAUGAGCUCACGAAGAUGUGUACCAUCCGCAUGAGCUUUGUUAAGGGCUGGGGUGCUGAAUACCACCGUCAAGAUGUGACUAGCACCCCCUGCUGGAUCGAGGUACAUCUGCAUGGGCCCCUGCAGUGGCUGGACAAGGUCCUCACACAGAUGGGCUCCCCGCACAACCCUAUUUCUUCAGUGUCAUAACAUGAACACACACACACACUUUUUUGUGUGUGCUGUUGGUCCUUCACAUAGGUAGUCAUAGAUCUGAAUGUUCUGCUAUGUCCAGGUAUUCUGUCCUAUGGUCCCUCUCUUGACAUCUCAAAUAAAAUUACAAAAAUAUGUUACCCUCAGCUUUGUCACAUCCUCAUCCUGAAUUUCAUUUAGCUAAUUUACAGCUCAUGUAGUUAAAUGUUCCUUAAUUUCAGUAUAUGAUAAAGCCUUUAUCCUCUCUGUUUUCAUCGGGACAUUAACUGCAUUCCAAGAUAAGAAAAAUUCAGAUAUAUUUGUAGGUACUCAAGGACUUGUGUUUAUUAUGUGUUAUAAAUGUUAUUAUGGUAGUAUGUACUGUAUUUACAUGUGUUGACUAAUGUUUGACUGUAUGUACUGGUUGCUUUUAACUUGUUACAUUAAAGUUGUUUUUUCUUUAAGAAUCUAAA